CGAACUGAACUUUCCUACCGACCACCACAGUUUGCACUAACCGAACUGUGAACUGAGGGUUUUAGGUUUGCUGGCUCCAAGGUUAGAGUAAAUGAAUAGCUAAUCACUUAUUCCUUACUUUCGUUUUCUUUUUUGGGAUUGUUCGCUGUAUUCGAUUGUCUUUUUACAUUCUUCUUUUCGAAGUAGUCGUUUGACUCAUUUUUAUCAUUCAAGUUCCCUUUUUCAACAAUAGAGAACGUUUUAAAUUCUUUAUAAAUUAUGCCUUAACAGCCAGUUGUCUCCCUUUUAUACUUUUUGGCUGCUAUUUCUGUUUUCGUUAAAAUAACCUUUACCCUUAAGAUUUUUUAUUUCUCUGUUAGGUUUUUUUUUUUUGGAUUGUUUUCGUGUGUAUAUUUAACCUUUAAGAAUGAAAAAGAAUCUGAGAAAGGUUAAGCUCAAAUUGCAAAACCCUCUUCAGCUUGGUUUUAGUGAUCAAUCCAACUCCAAGCCGAACACUCCAGUUAGCUUAACAUUUUCCUCUUCCGCCGCUUCUGCCUCUCCUUCUCCCUGUAGUAACGGCAAUUUCUCUCCUGGUUUCCGUACAGACCCUUUUACAGUAGCGCACUUUGGAUAUGCUAACGAAGACUUUGGGUCACCUUCUCCCUCGGUUGAUAGCCCCUUGAAUUCUCCAUCACUUCCAACUCCAUCUUCCGAUGACCGUAACCAAUGUGGUACUUACUUUCAUCCAGUUUCCAAGACGGAAUCAGUCCGUUCACACAAAGGUUUGAUUCGAUCUGCAUCAGAUCCUUACUCCGUCGACGAUUUUGCUGCCACUAUGUUUCCAAAUGACAAACUUCAUACUUCUACGGUUCCGCAGUCCACAACAUCUAAUCGACCUACUCUCCGACCCUCCACCUCAAUGUCGAGCUCGUCUUCUUUUCCUCAAUAUAAUCCUGACUCUUCUUUUAUGACGAGCAUCUUACCCUUGUCAAGUGAUCUGGCAUUGCGUAAAAGUGAAGUAUUGGAUCUAUAUUCCCUUUACGAAAGAAUCUCUUUUUUAUUUUCUCACAUCUUCCAUUGCUUAAAUUGCGCGGAACUAAAACACUUGCCUUUUUAUGUAAAUUCUGUCCAACGCGAGCUGUUUUCUCUAUUCCAUUCGACCGGAAUUUUUUAUCUCUUAUUGCAAAAUACAUCUCGGGGUUCGGAAACAGGAAACUCAUUUUUUGUCUUUUUUGAAAGGCUAUUUCCUCACCUAUCUCGUCUUGCUUUAUUAUCUGAUUUAAAAAAUGGAAAUUUUACAAUAGGAGUAUUAAUUCCGAUGCUUGGUUCGUGUACUGAAAAGUUAUUUUACAUUUUACAGUCAUUUAUGAUUACUUGUGCUAAUAGUAGUUUCUUUCUGCAACAUUACACAAAUUCAAUUGCUUUCGUCGAAGGUACCCCUUCUGCUGGAAAUUGGUCUGGUAACGGAUUGACUAAUUCCACUAAUUCCACUCGCUUUCUCUCGAGUGCAGCUACCCUUAGUAGCCUGGAUACUUAUUUAUAUUUCCUUUUUCAAAAUUGCUCUGAAUCUAUGGAAAAGCUAAAGAGUCAAAUUGUAAAAGUCGAUGAUGAUCUUAUUGAUGAUAUUUGUUACUCUAUAAUUAAUCAGUGUAAAGAGGUCCUUAAUUAUAUCGAAAAGUGGGAUUUAUCUGCUGUAUCGGAAAUUUCUAAUGAAAAUAUACUACAAUCAUUUUUUAUUAAAAAACAGCUUUGCUAUGACCUUACCGGUGAACUUGCUUGUUUUUUUCAAGAGUUAACCCUUGGAAACGUUGAUAAGCAAUCUAUUGUUAUGAGAAUAACAGGUGUUGCUCUUAGCUUUCAACAGCUAUUUGGGUACAUGUAUACAAUGGUGAAAGGUGAAACAUUUGCUAGUUUUGAUAAAACGGACUUUUUGUGCAAGAAGUUUCAAUCCUACUUUGUUGAUGAUUCAUAUGAACCUGAAGUGUCGGGAUUAUUUAAAAACGGUGAUAAUCCUUCUGAAAUCUCUCGAUCCUCUGGCUAUACCGCCAUUAGCAAUAAUAGCAAAGAAAGUUUUACUGUAUGGAGGUGGUCUCGACGAUUAUCUACUCUUCUAGAUGACAUAUCGGAUGAACCGUUGAUUUUCAACAACAACAAACUGAGAGGCGGAACUCUAUCUUCACUUGUUAGCUAUCUCAUAGCUAAUGUGCACAUGGAUAAGGAAUUUCGACAUGUUUUUUUAUUAACUUAUAAAAGUUUUGUAACAGCGAAUGAGCUGCUCGCUUUAUUAAUUAUGAAAUUUCACAGUACAGUUCCUCUUGGAAUUAGUGAGGAUAAGUUGGCUAUCUGGAAGAAAAAGGAUCUGAUCAAAAAGAAGAAUAUAUGCACUGUUAUCAAUUUAUGGGUACAAAAAUACUUUGCGGAAGACUUGAACUCAAAAAGAGUUUUGGUUUGCUUAUCUGAAUUAAAUGCGUUUGUUCGUGAUUUUGUUAUUCCUUCAUUCCAUAUUGGAACUGUUAUCCUCGAGGAGAUUGAUAAUCUAUGGAAGGAAUCGGAGAUUCCGGAACCAGUUAACCAAGUGGCUACUCUUGACGUAUUUAGCUACAGCCCGAAGGAUUUUGCAGUUCAAGUGACUAUCAUUGAAUUUGAUUGUUUCAAAAGUAUUCCUACCUCUGAAUGGAUAAAUAAGCGGUGGUUGGAUCAUAGAUCUCGUAGUGCUAUACGAGAUUCUAUUAACUUUUCCAACUGCUUUACCUUUUGGAUAAUUAAUAGUAUCCUUGACAGAAAAAAUAUUAAAGCAAGGGCUUUUGUGAUAUCUUAUUUCAUCCAAGUGGCAUAUGAGUGUUUGGCAGUUCAUAAUUUUUCUACUUUGAUAGCUACUGUCUCAGCUUUAAACUCUGCUCCUGUUUACCGGUUGCGUGCUGCUUACAAGUUGGUUUCUUUGGAAGACACGAAUAAACUGAAGGGCUUACAAGAAAUCGUUGAAAGUAAGAGGAAUUUCGUUGCUUAUCGAACCUUAAUUAAGCAGAUUGAACUUCCUUGUGUACCUUUUCUCGGCGUCUUUUUGAGCGACCUUACAUUUAUAGAUGAGGGAAAUCCAGAAAUUAUUGACGGCUUUCCUCAUUUAAUUAAUUUCAGCAAACGACAGCGUAUUUCUAGUGUCGUUGAUGAAAUAUGUUAUUUCCAGUCUGUCUUUUAUAAUUUCGUUGAAAAUGACAGAUUUACAAAUUCCAUUCGCCAGCAUUGCCAGAACGUGAAUCAAGACCUAUCUGAUCUUUUUGAUAAGUCUCUCUCGAUAGAACCUCGUUGUUCAUAGAUUGUUUCCUUUGUUGGGAUAAUCGCUACAUGGUUGGUUCCCUUCAUCGUUUUGCUAAUUACCAUCAAAGGUACAACGUUGUCUUGCUUUUGCUUUUACACCAUGUUGAACAUUUUCAACAAAAUCCAUUUCAUUUCCGUUUCAGACAUCCAUAUUCCUUUCUCGUUUCUCUUCGGAUUUGGUUUGGUUUGCUUUGCUUUGCAAUUGUUAGUAUAUGUGAACUCUUUCGUUUCCCUUUUUUCCUUUCUUUUUUUGGCAAACUCUUUGCUUUAUGUUCCGUCCUUACUAGUUUUUUGUUCAUUAUUUAAUUUCCUUUUUGGGUUUUUGUUUAUAUAUAUUAGGAAUGAAAACAAUCUAGACUAUUAUCAAUCUUUGUAUUUUUGGC
This is a messenger RNA of Schizosaccharomyces cryophilus OY26, 3677 nucleotides long. RefSeq names its product exchange factor Cdc25p-like protein. The record is from RefSeq and is a predicted model, not a curated record. Gene Ontology annotation, molecular function: guanyl-nucleotide exchange factor activity. Lineage: Eukaryota; Fungi; Ascomycota; Schizosaccharomycetes; Schizosaccharomycetales; Schizosaccharomycetaceae. The transcript has a single exon. Gene Ontology annotation, cellular component: plasma membrane. Bases 407 to 3292 code for a protein of 961 amino acids. Gene Ontology annotation, biological process: Ras protein signal transduction; positive regulation of GTPase activity.